CCUCGCGCUCCCGCCGCCCGAGCCGACAUGAGCGAGGCGGAUCGGGUGCCCUCGCCCGCCGCGCCGCCGGUGGUGGCGGUGGACGAGAGGAAAGGGAAGGAGAAGGAGCCAGAGCGCGAGAAGCUGCCGCCCAUCGUGUCGGCGGGCGCCAGCGCGACUGCGGGUUUGGACAGAGGAUCCAAAGGCCAAAUUUCGACUUUCAGCAGUUCUGUUUCAACUGUCAGCCAGAAGCAAGAAGCCGCUGAAAACAGAAGUUCACCCACACACCCUGCUUUCCCUAACAUCAAGAACGUGACAGACCUACCACCAAUUUGCCUUGAUGUUAGACAGAAACAGCGUAUCUCUACAGAUGCAUCAUCUGAAAUAAAGGCCGCAGUUCCUCCAGAAUCUGCCCUUCCUAUCCAGCCCAAAACUAUGAAAGACUUUCAGGAAGAUGUAGAAAAAUCUAAGUCGUCAGGAGAUUGGAAAGCAGUACAUGAUUUUUAUCUAACAACGUUUGAUUCUUUCCCAGAACUAAAUGCUGCAUUUAAGAAAGAUGCCACCACCUCAUUUAAUACCAUUGAAGACUCUGGGAUUAAUGCUAAAUUUGUGAAUGCUGUAUAUGAUGCCUUACUUAAUACUCCUCAAGACAUUCAGAAGACAGUAUUAAAGGGAAUCAUUAACAGCUUGUUACGAGAAUGGAAAGGUCCACGAACAAAAGAUGAUCUUAGAGCAUAUUUUAUACUUUUACAGAAUCCUCAGUUUAAUAACACAUCUACAUACGUCAUCUAUGCUCACUUGCUAAGACAGAUAGCUGCCUUAGUGGAAGCUGACCAUCAUUUCUUAGUCCACUGGGUUAAAAAAUUAUCACAGAAGAGGUUCAAACAAUUGGUAGAGAGAUUGCUGCAGUUUAUUUCUUUACGACUGUUUCCUGCAAAGCCUGAAGAAUUUCCACCCCUAACAAAAUGUUCCUGGUGGAUCCCAUCAGCAUCUAAAGUGCUGGCUUUACUUAAUACUGCAAACAAUUUGGUCCACCCUCCCCUUAUUCCUUAUACCGAUUUCUAUAAUUCUACACUGGAUCACAUUGAUCUCAUGGAGGAAUACCACACCUGGCAGAGCUUUGGAAACUCCCACAGGUUUUCCUUCUGUCAGUACCCAUUCGUUAUUUCUAUAGCUGCAAAAAAAAUCAUUAUUCAGAGAGACUCAGAGCAGCAGAUGAUAAGCAUCGCAAGGCAAAGUCUGGUGGAUAAAGUAUCUCGAAGACAGAGACCUGAUAUGAAUAUGUUAUUUCUAAAUAUGAAAGUAAGGAGGACACAUCUGGUUAGCGAUUCUCUUGAUGAGUUAACCCGGAAAAGAGCAGACUUGAAAAAGAAGUUGAAAGUUACCUUUGUAGGGGAAGCUGGUUUGGAUAUGGGUGGCUUGACUAAAGAAUGGUUCCUUCUUCUAAUUCGCCAAAUUUUUCAUCCAGAUUAUGGCAUGUUUACAUAUCACAAAGAUUCACACUGCCAUUGGUUUAGCAGCUUUAAAUGUGAUAACUAUUCUGAAUUCCGAUUGGUUGGAAUUCUUAUGGGACUAGCUGUUUAUAACAGCAUUACACUGGAUAUUCGUUUCCCCCCCUGCUGUUACAAGAAAUUAUUGAGCCCUCCCAUCGUUCCUAGUGAUCAAAAUACACCAGUGGGCAUCUGCAGUGUCACCACUGAUGACUUAAGUCAAAUUAUGCCUGAGCUGGCCCGUGGAUUAAGUGAACUCCUGUCAUAUGAGGGCAAUGUUGAGGAAGAUUUCUACUCAACAUUCCAGGUUUUUCAGGAAGAAUUUGGAAUAAUUAAGUCCUAUAAUUUAAAGCCAGGUGGUGAAAAAAUUUCAGUUACCAAUCAAAAUAGGAAAGAAUAUGUACAGCUUUAUAUUGACUUUCUUCUCAACAAAUCCAUCUAUAAGCAGUUUGCUGCAUUUUAUUAUGGAUUUCAUAGUGUGUGUGCUUCAAAUGCCCUUAUGCUGCUUCGCCCAGAAGAGGUUGAAAUCCUGGUGUGUGGAAGCCCUGAACUGGACAUGCAUGCUCUGCAGAGAAGUACUCAGUAUGACGGCUACGCGAAAACUGACUCGACUAUAAGAUACUUUUGGGAUGUUGUGCUUGGAUUUCCUCUUGAUCUUCAAAAGAAGUUGCUACAUUUUACUACAGGAAGUGACAGAGUCCCUGUAGGAGGAAUGGCUGAUUUGAAUUUUAAAAUCUCAAAAAAUGAAACUUCUACUAAUUGGUUGCCUGUGGCUCACACCUGCUUCAAUCAACUUUGUCUUCCCCCCUACAAGAGCAAAAAGGACCUGAAACAGAAACUGAUCAUUGGAAUUUCAAAUUCAGAAGGUUUUGGACUUGAGUAACCUAGAAGACUUGAAACAUAUUUUAUAUGUAGCAUUCACUUCCCUCUUAUUGUGCCUUUAACCUUUUCAUGUUUUCGUCUCAAAACACCUUGACAAAGAUCACCAACUUUAAAAUACUGAUUUUUUUUAAAAAAUAAAAUAUGAGUAUGUCAGUGGAGGCAUGAUUUUCUAAAAACACAGACCUUGAUUGAGUGGGGAAAAGACCAGAUGGCAGAGACAGGUGGGUUCAGUCAUUCUUUUUUACAGCACUUUAUCAUUCUCCAUACGUAGCUUGUCGCAAGUGUUCCACUGGGGAGCAACGUGCCGUCAAGAGAGCACCCCUGGGAUGGCACAGUGGAACCUAGUGGCAGAUUAUAUGCGGCAGGACACAGUAGCAACACAGAUAGCUGCAUUAUCAUUCAUGUAAGGCAUGUAGCCAUAUUUUCAUAUAGAGGUAAACAAAAGUAUAACUGCAAAUGCAAUUUACAGGGUUUUUUGAUAUACUGGCUUUCGUCCUAGUAAGAUUCAACUGUUGCUAAAAAGCAUGUAAA
Molecule: messenger RNA, 2882 nt
Organism: Eptesicus fuscus (big brown bat)
Lineage: Eukaryota; Metazoa; Chordata; Mammalia; Chiroptera; Vespertilionidae
Gene: HECTD2
Product: HECT domain E3 ubiquitin protein ligase 2
Exons: 21
Coding region: 28-2352 (774 amino acids)
Biological process (GO): protein polyubiquitination
Molecular function (GO): ubiquitin protein ligase activity
Source: RefSeq, a predicted model, not a curated record